This is a messenger RNA of Lepus europaeus (European hare), 1494 nucleotides long. RefSeq names its product pancreatic triacylglycerol lipase-like. The record is from RefSeq and is a predicted model, not a curated record. Gene Ontology annotation, molecular function: protein binding; triacylglycerol lipase activity. Bases 71 to 1468 code for a protein of 465 amino acids. Gene Ontology annotation, biological process: lipid metabolic process. NCBI's taxonomy places the organism in Eukaryota, Metazoa, Chordata, Mammalia, Lagomorpha, Leporidae. The transcript has 13 exons.
AGGCCAUUAGCAGGGAGCUGGAUCAGAAGUGGAGCAUCUGAAACUUGAACCAGUGCCCAUACAGGAUGCUAUGCUGCUGUUCUGGGAUAUCUCACUGCUGCUAGGCGUGGUGGCAGGAAGUGAAAUCUGCUACGACAGACUCGGCUGCUUCAGUGACGAUGUCCCGUGGGCAGGAACUGCAGAGAGACCCAUCAAAACACUGCCCGAGGACCCGAAACACAUCAACACUCGCUUCCUCCUGUACACAAAUGAGAACCAAGACAACUACCAGGAACUCACUGCGGAUGCUUCAGUGAUCAAAAACUCCAAUUUCAAAACAAAUAGAAAAACCCGCUUCAUCAUCCAUGGAUUCAUAGACAAGGGGGAAGAGAGCUGGCUGCAUGAUCUGUGCAAGAACCUGUUUCAGGUGGAAAGUGUGAACUGUAUCUGUGUGGACUGGAAGGGGGGCUCCCGCACUACAUACUCGCAGGCCACGCAGAACGUCCGGGUUGUUGGGGCGGAAGUGGCGUAUUUAGUUGACACUCUUCAGUCAGCGAUUGGGUACUCGCCAUCCAAUGUCCACCUAAUUGGCCACAGUCUGGGUUCCCAUGUUGCUGGGGAGGCUGGAAAAAGGACCAAUGGGGCCAUUGGACGGAUCACAGGGUUGGAUCCAGCAGAACCUUGCUUUCAGAACACCCCUGAAAUAGUCCGAUUGGACCCCAGUGACGCCCAGUUUGUGGAUGCAAUUCACACGGAUGCUGCUCCAAUGAUUCCCAACUUGGGAUUUGGAAUGAGCCAAACUGUGGGUCACCUCGACUUCUUUCCAAAUGGAGGACUGGAAAUGCCUGGGUGUAGUAAGAACAUUCUUUCUCAGAUAGUUGAUGUGGACGGGAUCUGGCAAGGAACACGUGACUUUGCGGCCUGUAAUCAUUUAAGAAGCUAUAAGUACUAUAUUGACAGCAUCAUCAACCCUACUGGCUUUGCUGGGUUCUCCUGUGCCUCUUACAGUGAUUUCACUGCAAACAAGUGCUUCCCCUGUUCCAGUGGAGGCUGCCCACAGAUGGGACAUUACGCUGAUAGAUUUUCUAGGAAGACAAAUGAAGUGGGCCAGACAUUUUAUCUCAACACCGGGGAUUCCAGUAAUUUUGCUCGUUGGAGGUAUCAGGUGACUGUGACACUGUCUGGACAGAAGGUUACAGGACACGUGCUAGUUUCUUUGUUUGGAAAUAAAGGAAAUUCUAGGCAGUAUGAAAUUUUCACGGGCUCUCUCAAAGCAGGAAAUUCUCAUUCCAAUGAAUUUGACUCAAAUGUGGAUGUUGGAGACUUGGAGAAGGUUAAGUUUAUUUGGUAUAACAAUGUGAUCAACCCAACCCUACCCAAGGUGGGAGCAUCCCAGAUCACAGUAGAAAGAAAUGAUGGAAGCGUGUACAAGUUCUGCAGCACAGACACUGUGAGGGAGGACGUGCUGCUCACCCUCUCCCCCUGUUAGGAGGCUGCUGACGAGCGACCACUGAC